CCUUCCAGCUGACACUUCCGUGUUCCGACCCAUUCGUUCCCAUAUUUCGAACGAAGCUUGCAUCUAGAUUUUUUUGUUACAUUUUUUUCCGGUCUCUUUUAUUAAAGCCAGUGAACCGAACUCGAUAAAAAUGCAGGUGGUGGAGCUGCGCAUGGACCGCAGCCUGCUCUGCCCAAACUUUGAUGGCUACAAGCUUUCCUUUGACCCGGUGCCGGUUUUGCGGCAGAACUUUGAUUCCAACCCGUUCCGCCUGGAGCCGCACGUCAAUCAGUACUCGAUGCUGCACUUGGAACUCUUCGCCAAGCACAACCUGCUGUGGUGCGACCCCUGGAUGCGGUAUGCCUCCUACUUCAUGAACGAGAAGCACCAACUGGUGCAGUGCGUCUACGAUCCACAAAGUGGACGGACGCGAGGACAGCGUGUCGUGUUCACCCUGGACAGGAUGGACCACGGCGACGGUUAUGCCCACGUGCCUGGCGACUACAACUACUCGGGCAUCUUUGUGUCGGAGCGUUACCUGGUCAUUUGCGACGGCAUCAACACAUUCCAUUUGAUAGAUACAGGCGAUCGGUCCAGGACCGGCAACGAUAUGUGGCAGCGGAUCAGCCGCACCCCUGUGGACAAUGGACUGGAUCACCGUGGUCAGGUCCUCUACGACGCUCGCCUGGACAUGGUGCAGGAGCGUAAACAGAUCUCUCUAGUCGCUGCACAUGUUGGACAUCGCCAUACGGAUGCGACACAGACACGCCGCAACACCGUCCACUACAAUGAUCUGACUUGGGGGCGCUGGACGCUAUCCCCGAGAUCCGAUGAAUGGUCCUACACAGUCUGUCAGAAGCUGGAGACUAUCGGAUCGGUGCUAUACUGUGCAUUUGAGCCGCGUGCCGAGUCCCUGAUCAUUGCCAGCACCCGUGAUGUCCAGACGCCGGCCCAAAGAGAAGCUGCAGAAGCUGCGGCCGUCCCUCCAGAACCCGUCAUCCCCUUCCAGAACGGUGCCGAUCCAGCUGCGGUCAAUUUUUCGUGGGCCCAAGCUGACGAUGAGCUGUCGAUCAGAUUUCCGUUGGAUGGGGAAGUGCGUCGUCCUGAUUUUCAAAUUCGCUGCACGGCCAGCACGGUGCACGUGGAGCACUUGGGCCGGGUGCUGAUUGCUGGUACCCUGUUCGGACGUGUGGACAACGAGCUCACCACCUGGAGCUUUGGCCCCAACAAGCUGACAUUGAUUAAGCAGGAGCCACUGCGCUGGCCGCGUUUGUUCAUCGAGGAGGGCACCGGUCCGGACGAAAGCGAUAUGGACGCCGACGCCGAGGAAGCUGACCCCUUGCCUGAUCCACAGUUGCCAAUACCCAACCUGGAGGAUCCAGUGGAGGAGUGCGAUGUUCCCUUCGAAGACGAGGAGAUCAAGAUGGUUCGUUUCAACCUGCCGGCUGGCUGCAUCACUCACACCAUAUUCAUGGGCUCGACGCCCCUGCUGUUCAACACCACGCUGCGUGCCGGCUUUCCGCCUGCCUUUUCCACUCGCCAGGGCGUGGACGCCGCCCUCUGGCUGCAGAUGUACCAGCCCACUCGCCCAGACGAAUGGAACGUGCGCCACGAGGGACAGCUGCAUGCCUUCGGCUACGUUCAGGCCUCCAAGGCGGAGCGAAAGUACACCGUCUGCUGCCCGAACAUGGAAUUCGUGGCCAUCUGCGAGAGCUAUCGCCACGUCCUCGUCUAUCGUGCCCGUCACGACAACGCCGAGGGACUGCGCAGGCGCAACGGUCCGCCCGUGGUGGUCGGCAAGCAGAGCCUGGUCACCCUGGACGAGACCGUCGGCGACAUCAUCGGCGUUUCCACGGCCCCCAACCUGAUCACUAUUCUGACUGAGUAUGCCCUGCUGCAUCUGCAGGUGUAACGUUGCUACUAUACCUUUACCGUUACCAUAUAAAUUAGUCGUUGACAAUAAACGCAUUUCCUUGGUCCUAGUCCUGUGCCCGCUGGCACCUGACCCCUGACCCCAUACAUACAUAUACAUACAUAUAUUUCAGGAAAGAAACCAUUUAAAAUCUGUGGUUCGUUUGUUAUAAACAAAGUCUAGGUUAACAGCAGUAACAUAUCCUAGUUUUAGUUAAAUAUACUAUUACCAUUGGCGGAAAUGGUAUCUUAA
Drosophila bipectinata is the source of this 2143-nucleotide messenger RNA. Its product is annotated as nudC domain-containing protein 1. The record is from RefSeq and is a predicted model, not a curated record. NCBI's taxonomy places the organism in Eukaryota, Metazoa, Arthropoda, Insecta, Diptera, Drosophilidae.